Leucoraja erinaceus (little skate) is the source of this 2609-nucleotide messenger RNA. Its product is annotated as semaphorin-3E-like. Gene Ontology annotation, biological process: negative regulation of axon extension involved in axon guidance; axon guidance; positive regulation of cell migration. The transcript is spliced from 17 exons. The record is from RefSeq and is a predicted model, not a curated record. Gene Ontology annotation, molecular function: chemorepellent activity; semaphorin receptor binding. NCBI's taxonomy places the organism in Eukaryota, Metazoa, Chordata, Chondrichthyes, Rajiformes, Rajidae. Bases 163 to 2337 code for a protein of 724 amino acids.
CAGAGUCUGGUGGAUACAGGUGAGGGGCAGGCUGGGCUCACCUGUGUGUAGCAGAGGUGAAAGGUGAACUGGAACCAGGCCCGGGCCCUGGAGAGAGAGGCUGAGAAUAUUUCAGAGCUGUGGGGGCUGAACAGAAGCAGACUGUUCCAUGGGUCCGGGGAGAUGCCAGACAUACACACCGUGCUCCUGGACGAAUACAGGGAUCGGCUGGUCAUCGGCGGCAGAGACCGGCUCUGGUCCCUCAGCCUGGACCACGUUGACCAGGAUUCACGAGAGAUCCACUGGCCCUCCACAGAGAGACAGAGGGAGAGCUGUCGGCUGAAGGGAAGAGAUCCAACGUCCGAAUGUGCAAACUUUGUCCGUGUCCUUCACUCAUACAAUCGCUCACACCUCCUGGCCUGUGGAACCGGGGCGUUCGAUCCAGCCUGUGGCUUCAUCACACAGGGGCGCUGGCCAGAGGAUCGAGUCUUCAAGCUGGAGUCUCAGCAGAUUGUGGACGGCCGAUACAAAUGUCCCUACGACCCACACAAGCCCUGUGCCUCCACCCUAGUGGGUGGCCAUCUCUUCAUUGGGCUGUACGGGGAUUUCUUUGGAGAGGACCCUGCAAUAUUCCGCAGCCUGGAUUCCCACUCGGUGACCCGGACCGAACACGAUCACCGACUACUGAGGGAACCCAAGUUUGUUGCAGCUCAGCUGAUCGCUGACAACGAGGACAGGGACGAUGACAAGGUGUACUUCUUCUUCACGGAGUCGGACACAGGCGGUGGCGGCGACACAGCCAUCUACUCCCGAGUGGCGAGACUGUGUGCGAAUGACGUUGGAGGACAACGAGUUCUGGUCAACAAAUGGAGCACGUUUCUAAAGGCCAGGCUGAUCUGCUCGGUGAUGGGACCCAAUGGAGUUGAGACACAUUUUGAUGACAUGGAGGAUGUGUUUCUGUUACAGACCAGAGACCGCAGGAACCCUGAUGUUUACAUCUUGUUCAGGAGCACGAGCAACGUCUUCCAGGGCUACGCGGUGUGUGUUUACCACAUGGCUGCCAUCCGUGAAGCCUUUCAUGGGCCCUUUGCUCACAAGCGUGGGCCGGAAUAUCAUUGGGGAGCCUAUGAGGGCAAGGUGCCUUAUCCAAGACCAGGCACCUGUGCUGGCCAGAACAACGCCCUGCCUGGAGCUGAGUAUCACAGCACCAAGGACUACCCAGACGAGGUCCUGCGUUUCAUACACAGUCACCCCCUGAUGUACCAGCCCGUUCACCCCCUCCACCACAAACCCUUGCUGAUGAGAACCGACGGGCAGCAGCACCUCAGGCAGCUGGUGGUUGACCGCGUGGACGCUGAGGAUGGUCAAUAUGAUGUCUUGUUCAUCGGCACAGAUGCAGGCUUGGUGCUGAAGAUUAUUGUCAUUUACAACCGGGAUGCUGCAACUAUGGAGGAAGUUUUGUUGGAGGAGCUUCAGGUGUUCAAGGUGCCAACUCCAAUCAUCAGUAUGGAGAUUUCUGUUAAACGGCAAACGUUGUACAUUGCAUCGAGCUCAGCUGUGGCUCAGGUGAAGAUUUAUCAGUGUGACCUGUAUGGUUCAGCGUGCACGGACUGCUGCCUCGCCAGAGACCCUUAUUGUGCUUGGGAUGGAGACACCUGCACCAGGUACAUGAGGGCCGCACCCAUCACUAAACGGCGGUUCCGUCGGCAGGAUAUCCAACAUGGAGACGUGGCUCGUCAAUGCCAGGACCUUACAAACGAUGAGACCUUGCCGAAACCAGAAGAGAGAGUUUUGUAUGGGAUUAAGGGAAACAGUACAUUGCUGGAGUGCUCUCCCCGAUCACCUCAAGCCCAGGUCCUCUGGUUUGUGGAGGGAUCUUACAAUGCAAGGGAGGAAGAGGUCAAAACAGAUGAGCGGGUGAUUAAAACAGACCUGGGGCUGCUGCUUCUCAACCUGCACAGGCUGGAUGGUGGAAUGUACUUCUGCAAGUCGAGAGAACACGGCUUCACACAGACAGUGGCCAGAAUCAGGCUGCAUGUGCUGCAGGAGGGUCAGAUUGAAGGACUGUUUCACACGGGUAAUGAGGAGAGUCUAGCCCGCAGACAGCCCUGUGUCCUACAGCACGGCACCCAGCAAGCGGGAAGCCCCUGGUACAAAGACUUUCUGCAGCUACUUGGCUACACUCACUUACAGCGGGUGGAGGAGUACUGCCACAAAGUGUGGUGCUCAGAAAAGAGGAGAAAGAAAAACCGGGCAGCUGCAAAUAAGUGGAAGUUCAGCAACGUACAGGGGAGGAAGGUGAGGAGCAGAGACCUGGCAGAUCACCGCAGAUCACCACGCCAUGUUAUUGAUCCAUGAGGCAGAUGCACCAGUCCGAGAAUCCAACAUACAGACACACAUGCAAUGGUGGGAGGCAGAGAGGUUUGGGGAAUAUGUCUCAUCUACACUAGCCGUUGUAGACUCUGGGUUUGGACAAUUGGAUUCUUGAGAUGACACUUUCACAAGGUGUGUUGGUGUGUGUCACUGCUGGUGUGAGAAAGAGACAGACGCAGAGGCACACAGACACACGCACACGCACACACACACACACACGCACACGCACACACACAGACACACGCACACACACACAC